AUGGGAUAAUAGUGUUGUGUAUAAGAAAGAAGUACAAAUAGAGCAUCUAUAGCAUCUUAAGCCAUUUAAGAUGAGUUAGAAUAUAUGAAAGAAUUUACCAUUGGUCAAUAAAGAAGAUAAAUCUUAAUAUAUGAAGACAAACCUAUAUGUUAUUUCUUAAGCAAAAUUGAGUUAUCAAAUGACACUACUGUAACUGCUUAUUCUUUAAAUGAAAAAGGAACUACAAACGAAUUUGAACAAUAUGAACAAAUGUAGGAAGAGAUUGUGAAACAAAUACAAGAGAAAUGUGAUGAAAGCAUAACUCCAAUUGAUGAUUGGAUCAUAUUAUGUGAUAAUGAGAACACAUUAAGUUCAUUGAAAUUAUUUAUUAAAUAAAUUGAAGUUGAUAGUUAAACUAAAAUAAAUGCAACAAAAUGUGAAUUCAUAGUUCCUGGUAAACCUAAUGAUUUUAUUGAUUUUAUGAGCAAUUUUUAAAUUUAGAAAGAAUUAGAUUCUCGGAUAGAUGCUUUUUAUCCUAUGAAAAAGAAUGAAGAUAAUAAAGAAUCUAUUAUUUACUUAAGUUAUAAACCAAUUCUUAUGACUUCAGCAAGAGAAUUUAUUUAUUAUAAAAAAACAAAAUAAAUUGCUACAAAUGUUUUUCAUUUAAUUUUAUUAAUUAGGUUUGGUGUGACGUUAGUAAAUCUAUUUCAGAUCCCUAAUAUCCAAUUAAAAAAAAAGUAAGAGGAGAAAUUUUACUUAGUGGUUACUUGAUUGAACCACUUUCCAAUUAUAAAAAUAAAGAUUAUUUUAAUAAUAGGUAUAUAUAUAUUAUAAACAAUAAUAGAUUUAAAAAUAAAAAUUUUGAUGAAUUCUCUUUUGUCAGAAUGUACUCAUUAUGUGAUUUCAAAAUGUCAAUUCCUCUUUACUUGGCAAAAGGACAAGUGAAAUCAGAAAUGAUUAAAUAUAUUGAUUUAGUCUACCAAAAAUUAUAAUGA
Messenger RNA from Paramecium sonneborni, 974 nucleotides. The record is from the annotation of a GenBank genome assembly. Lineage: Eukaryota; Ciliophora; Oligohymenophorea; Peniculida; Parameciidae.